UAAACAAAGUCAAUUUAAGCAUACAGGAUAAAGGGCUGUGUGUAUUAGAAAUACAGUAAACGAAUUAGUUUCCAUUUUUAGUAUUUUUUUUGCAAAUGCCACCUAAACUCUCUAAGAAAUCCGCCUCAAAAGCUAAGGUGGGUCGGGCGGUGAAUCCUAUUGAGGAUCUCAAAUCCUUACAGAACAUGGAUGAGGUGUUGACUAAGGCCCAACAGCUACGCAAUUAUUUUCAGGUAGAACGUGAUAAGGUUAAUGAAAUGUGGGCAAUCACCAAAAAGGAACUUUCUAACGAAGAAGCACGUCUUAGUAACACUGAGAGUGAGUUAGUGGAGCUCGAGCGCAACCAUCAAAUCGAAAUGAAGGUGUACAAGCAAAAGGUGCGACACUUGCUUUACGGCCAAAAACUUUCUGUUAAGCAACUCAAGGAGGAAAGUGAUGCAGCUUUGCAACAAGCCGAGGUACUCCACGAAAAAAUAAUGACUGAGAUUUAUUCAAAGAAGCAGCUCCACAGCAAAGAAAUGCAAACUGCGCUUGAGACGAACGCGGACUAUAUUAUGGAACAACAUGAUACACAUCAGUAUAUGGUCUCUGUCACCAAAAAACAAAAUCAUGAAAAGGAAUUGGCGCGACUUCAGUCCUCAUAUGAAGCAAAGUUAGUUAGCUUGAGAGAAGACCUGGAACUGCGACGUCGGGCGGAGGUCAAUGAUAUUGAGGAGCGUUGGAAUGAACACAUUAAUCACUUAAUUCAUCAGCAUGAUGAAAAAUUUGCAGAGAUGAAGUCCUACUAUAAUAACAUAACCAAAAACAAAUUAGUGAUUAUCCAAGCCCUCAAGGAUGAAAUAGUUAAUAUGAAAAAAAAUGACGUCAAUAACGAAACGCUUAUCUAUGAUAUAGAAAAGGAAAAUCAGAACCUAAUUGCGCCGUUAGAGCAAGCCGAGCGAGAGGUUACCGAGCUCGAACUCAAAAAGAAGCAGCAUUUUCAGGACAAACAGAGCUUGAGCAUGACUCGUGCACGAUAUAAAAAUCUCUGUGAUGAACUUAAACGAUUAUGUGAACAGCACCAUCAACUGGAGAUAGAUUACAAAAAAGUGUACGACGAGCGUGAGGAUCUAAAAGUAAAGUUUGAGUCGUCUUUACGGGAGGCCAUGAAUGUUUUAGACGAAGGGAAUGCGGGUUUGCAACAGUGGCUACUGGAGGCUAAUGCAAAGAUUGAGGAACGUGAUGCACAGCUGGAAGGAAUUUUGAAGGCUUUACAUUUGGAGCCCUCCGUGAUGCGGGCGGUAUCCGACGAGAUUGAUCUGGAUCUGUCGCAUAAGAACCAAACCAUAAAGGAUCUAUAUUUUGAACUUAAGAAAAUGGAAAGCAAGACAAAUGAGCUUCUCACAAUCUAUGAGUGCCGCGCACAAACCUUAGGGAUACCUCUUCUAGAUCUCAGGAAGCUUGCGCAGGCAUAACAACACAUAAACCGAAGAUUGGGGAUCAUUUUUCAUUUUCUAGUGUUGUAAAUUCUGCUAGUCUUACAAAAAUCUCAAUGGUCUUCCAUUCUCCGGAAGAUUAACACCCUUUCAAAAUUAAUUCUGAAUAUAUAUAUAUAUAUUUCCAGAAUCCAUAUGAAUAGUUUAGAAUGUAUCAAAGUAGAAAUGUAAUGUCGAGGGACUUAGGAACAUUCAAA
Messenger RNA from Phytomonas sp. Hart1, 1672 nucleotides. NCBI's taxonomy places the organism in Eukaryota, Euglenozoa, Kinetoplastea, Trypanosomatida, Trypanosomatidae. The record is from the annotation of a GenBank genome assembly.